UACAACGCUCACUUCGCGUCCGCGAUCGCCACCAAACGCAUCGCAACAUCACCACCCAGAUAAAAACAACACACUCACACACGUAUCACAUAUUAAACAUAUUAAAUAUUAAAAUCAAGUGUUUAACAUUAAAUUAAAAUUAAAUUAAAAAUAAAAGUGUAAAAUAUUAGAAAAACAUGCAAUUUAAAGUUCUCUACGCGUUCGCGCUGGCGGCGAGCUGUGCGCAUUGUGCAAAGAGUGCGAAAAUAAUCCCAUUGUCCUACUGGCAGGAGCCGGAGGCGGCGGUGACGGUCAGCGAUGCCGCCAGGGAGCGCGAAAGCAACAGUCGAUACUAUGUCGGUGCGUUGGAUAGCUUAUCAUCGGAAUCGCCGGAGUACUAUCGGUAUUCGUCUUCGGUACGACAGCGCGAAACACCGCUGGAGGAUGAUGUUGACCUUGAAGGUCAAUACGCAUCAGCGACACCUACUGAUACCGAAAUGCAGCUGUUCGGACAUCAGCGAGACGCGCGCAAAAUGCGACAAGACGUAACCACGACAAAACCUCGCAAGAAGAACAAAGAAAGUUUAAUGUCAAAAAUCCUACCGAUGUUGGUGAUGCCCUUCUUGGUUUCCUCAACACUCAUCCCAAUGAUGUUGACAUCUUUAAAAUUCAUGCUGUUAAAAUCAUUAUUCGUUGGUAAAAUCGCCAUUGUAUUACUAGCGCUGAACGCACUGUGGAAAUCUGACAACCGUGGUGGUGUAUACAGUCAUAAUGUCAAUUAUGAUUACGGCCAUGAUGGACACGAACAGAAAGAUCUACACAAAGAUCACUAUGGGUACAAUGGUGAUGAAGAGUAUGGUGCGUACGUGAACCGUCGGAGCGCGCGCGUCACGCGUUUCAGAUGAUCGCGCAUGCGCACACGAAUGCAACUCAUACCAAUAAUUAGAUUAGAUACUUAAUAACAACGAACAGAAGUUGAUUUCUGGACGGAUUACUACCUCAAGUCACACUUUAUACACACAAACACAUUUAGGUGGUUUUAAAGUAAGGUUAGGAUUGUACAACGUGUACAAAACCAAUUUUGCGCAUGUUAUAUACACGUACCUUAAAAAUGCUCGUUCUUGGUAUUAUUAUGUAGCUCAUGAAUUAUGUAAUUGUUUAUUUAUUUAUUUAUUUAUUGUAAAGAUGGCGAUGUGUGGCGCAAGUGGAGCGUACAAACAUCUAAUUUUUUUUUUUUCGGUUAUUUAUUUCGGUUGAGAGGUUUUGCGCCGGCGCGCGAUUCGGGGUUUAUUGUGAAUGUGUUUUCUCUUUUUUUUUCGUUUCUGUGUUUUUAAUCAUGUGUGGGAUUUGUUUACUAAGCAUGCGUUACUAAUUAUACGAAUUGGCUCAAUUGCACCUUCCAAUGGGGGAAAAUUAGUUUGUAAUGUAAAUGAUUGUAAGCUAAAUUAAAUAAAAGAAUGUUUUAAUUGUA
Messenger RNA from Dalotia coriaria, 1450 nucleotides. RefSeq names its product Osiris 22 (gene Osi22). Bases 177 to 884 code for a protein of 235 amino acids. The transcript is spliced from 2 exons. The record is from RefSeq and is a predicted model, not a curated record. NCBI's taxonomy places the organism in Eukaryota, Metazoa, Arthropoda, Insecta, Coleoptera, Staphylinidae.